Molecule: messenger RNA, 1246 nt
Organism: Eucalyptus grandis
Lineage: Eukaryota; Viridiplantae; Streptophyta; Magnoliopsida; Myrtales; Myrtaceae
Product: probable carboxylesterase 2
Exons: 2
Coding region: 49-1074 (341 amino acids)
Molecular function (GO): hydrolase activity
Source: RefSeq, a predicted model, not a curated record
UCCACCUUUUAAAAACAUCGAAACGGCACCAUUUUGGAGCUCCUCCGCAUGAAAACUUCCUCUUGUCUUGAUCAUCCCCUCCCUCCCUCUCUCUCUCUCCCUCCCUCUCUCUCUCAGUUUUACACCGUUCUCGCAACCCACACAAACUCGAAAAAAAUGAACUCAGGCGCUUCGGAGGUAGCUCACGAUUUCCGUCCCCUCUUUAGAGUCUACAGGGACGGACGCGUGGAGAGAUACAAGCUGUUCGAUCGCAUCCAACCCGUCCCGGCAGGGCUCGAUCCAUCGACAGGGGUCGAGUCCAAGGACGUCGUGGUCUCGCCCAAGACCGGCGUGUCAGCCCGCAUCUUCGUCCCGAAGAUCGAUGGCCUGGACAGGAAACUGCCUCUCCUCGUCCACUACCACGGCGGCGGGUUCUGCGCGGGGUCGCCGUUCGAUACGAUCGUGAACGAUAUUCUCUCCACGAUGGUGACUCGGGCCCAUGUCGUCGCUAUUUCCGUCGGUUACAGGUUGGCCCCAGAAUACCCACUGCCCAUUGCUUACGAGGACUCGUUCGAAGCCCUAAAGUGGAUCGCAGGUCACUCCGACGGAUCCGGCCCAGAACCAUGGCUGAACCGGUAUGCGGAUCUCGGGCAGGUCUUCAUACAGGGGGAGAGUGCCGGAGCCAACAUAAGCCAAUACGUGGCGGUCCAAGCAGGUGCGGCCGGAUUGACGGGGGUCAGGAUCAAGGGCGUGUUGAUAGUCCACCCAUUCUUUGGCGGCACAGAGAUGGACGAGAUGUACAAGUUCAUGUGCCCGACGAGCUCCAGGCUCGACGACGACCCAAGGCUGAACCCAGCGGUCGACCCGGACCUGCCAAAGAUGGCGUGCGAGAAGGUGCUGGUGUGCGUGGCGGAGAAGGAUUCGCUGAGGAAUACGGGAGUGAAGUACUAUGAGACGCUGUGCGGAAGCGAGUGGGAGGGGAAAGUGGAGCUUGAGGAGGCCAAGGAUGAGGGACAUUGCUUUCAUGCAUUUAGCAAGAACGAGAGGGCUGAGCAACUAAUCAAGAAGAUGGUUGAUUUCAUCACCAAGGAUUAAGAGGAAAAUAGCCUUUUAAGUAUCGGUGACUGACUUUCCACAUGAAUAAUUGAAGCCUGUUUUUAUGCGUUUUUUUUUAUUUAAAAAAAAAACAUUUCUUCUUGUCAAGUCUGCUUAAUAAUGGAAAUAUCAAAAUACAUGUUAAUAUAAUUUGAGAGAGGUGAUUUUCAUA